Messenger RNA from Leptosia nina, 393 nucleotides. The record is from the annotation of a GenBank genome assembly. NCBI's taxonomy places the organism in Eukaryota, Metazoa, Arthropoda, Insecta, Lepidoptera, Pieridae.
AUGAUAUCACGGUCUAAGAAUCAGCCUUUGAUCCAGAAGCAGGAGUACUCCCACGAACAGUACCGAAUAAAUCUCUCAAGCACCCUGAUUAAGCUGUCAAUAAAUUGCAAUACCGCGCUCGCAUUCGCUACCGCGAUUAGACGAACCCUUGCAAAGAUAGCAAAUUAUAGAUCGCCUCGACGAGAUCAAAGGAUUGUACUCGACCGUGUUUACGAUGGAAGCUACGCGGCGCAGAUUUAUAGAGGCCCGUGUCACCUGCCAGCCGCAACACUAGCUGUGGAGGCUGUCAGAGGAUAUUUAACCUUCGAUGGGUGGAAUAGAGUGGAAUUUACGAAGACCUCGCUCGGGUGUGAAGUGGACAGCCGGAGACAGCCGAUCCGACGGCCACCGUGA